Messenger RNA from Penaeus chinensis, 1357 nucleotides. Its product is annotated as glutamate receptor 4-like. The transcript is spliced from 6 exons. NCBI's taxonomy places the organism in Eukaryota, Metazoa, Arthropoda, Malacostraca, Decapoda, Penaeidae. The coding region runs from base 30 to 872 and encodes 280 amino acids. Gene Ontology annotation, biological process: monoatomic ion transport. The record is from RefSeq and is a predicted model, not a curated record. Gene Ontology annotation, cellular component: membrane. Gene Ontology annotation, molecular function: signaling receptor activity; ligand-gated monoatomic ion channel activity.
UCGGUAGAAGACUCGGUGAUGACACGAAAAUGACUAAAAAGGAAACCGUGAAAAGCAUGUGGGCUGUGUCCUUGUGGAUUCUCGGCGGUCUCCUCGCCCAGUCGGUCCCGUCGAAGUGCAAAGGAAACUCGGUAAGGUUCAUCCGAGGGCUGUGGCUCCUCUCCGCCCUCAUCAUCGGCUCCGUGUACCGCUCCAACCUCAAGGCCAUGCUGAUUCUGCCCAGACUGCGCCUGCCUUUCGAUAGCUUGGAGGAGCUCGUGAAGACCGACAUCCCGACUUACGUGUACGAGGAUAGCAUGAUUCACCAAGCCAUCAUGAGCGCGGCACCGGGGACGUCCCUCUACAAGCUGAGGAAGCAGGCCCUUGUCCGCAGGGAUGUGUUGACAAUGGUAAACGAGGUCUCCGAGGGCGCCUACGCUGCUUUCUUCGGGAAGAAGGCCUUUGAGUCGAUCAUUCAUCAUAUCUAUGGCAUGCAGGGGACGUGCCCUUUGUACAUGGCCAAGGGGACUGUCUUCACCACGAGCCUCUCCCUUGCGUUUCCCAAAGGAUCGCCGCUCGUCAAGAAAGUAAACCCUCUACUCUAUAGGAUGAAGGAAUCUGGCAUCUUAAACCGCAUGUACCUUCAUGGCUUGUCAAAUUACACCAAAUGUCUUCAGCCGAGCUUGGUGUCGCCCUCAAAAGGCCUCAGACCCUUCGAGUUGGAGGACUUCUACGGCGUGUUCUGCGUGUACUUUGGGGGUGUGAUCUUCUCGGUGCUCGUGUUUCUCCUGGAGCUGGCGGUGCCUCUUAAUCACUUCAGCUCCAACAUCUGCAGAGGAAAGGCGGAACGAGGUCAUGCAAACCCUAGUCCACCCUCCCUCGCCAGCGCUUGAAUCUCCCAUGACCUAACCUGACCCCAUACCUGACGGAUGACUCUUCUGGGAUUAAUAUUGCACUGAGGCGUUGUACUGUUUGAAGAUUAGAUGCAAACCAUUCUUAGGAUUGAUUUGUUUUGUGAUUAUGCACAAAUGUAUUAACAUGUAGACAUAGGAUAGAGCAAAUUAAAAAUCGUAUGGAACGUUAUACAUAGUUUAAUGAUAAUAUGUGGUAGGAUUAACAUUAAUGUGGCGAAAUUACCUUAAUACAUAGUUGAUUAUGCAUGUAACUGUGAACAUAUUAACUCAAGCCAUAUAAACAGCACAUCAUGUGAAAAAAAGUACCUGUUCGGUGUCAUAAGUAAGUUUUACUAAUACACAAUGCAAAACAAUUUGGGUUAAUAAUUAUUGUUAGUUCCAUCCCGUGGACUUCUACCACUUAUCUGUAACUUUGCAGGAAAAAAAAAAAAAUGUGUUAAGGAUAUACAUGUGUUUGGUAACUU